Messenger RNA from Pediculus humanus corporis (human body louse), 690 nucleotides. RefSeq lists its product as uncharacterized. NCBI's taxonomy places the organism in Eukaryota, Metazoa, Arthropoda, Insecta, Psocodea, Pediculidae. The record is from RefSeq and is a predicted model, not a curated record. The annotation marks the transcript as partial. The transcript has a single exon.
AUCUGGUGCCGCUGCUGGAGUCGUCGGAACUGGUUUCCAAGCCGUUCCCGCCACCAUGGCUUACCUACCCGUCAUGACCGUUCCCCAUGUUGCUACCGUCGCUGGAGGUCAACAACAACAACAACAACAAGGAGGAGCCGGAGUCGGAGGACAACAACAACAACAACAACAACAACAACAAGGAGGAGCCGGAGUCGGAGGACAACAACAACAACAACAACAACAACAAGGAGGAGCCGGAGUCGGAGGCCAACAACAACAACAACAACAAAAACAAUCCAAAAAAGUCGUUAAAACCGUAACCACUAAAGUCGUUACUACCAAAAAACAAAAACAACAACAACAACAACAACAAGCUGGAGCCGUAGUCGGAGGUCAACAACAACAACAACAACAACAACACCACCUUGCUGGAUACCGUACUGCUGCCCCCGUUUACACCGGAUACGCCGGAAGAUACGCUGGAGCCGUUGCCGGAGCUGCUGCUGGUGCCCGUGGCCUAGUUUACUAAACGACUAAUUAGGAUAAAACUCUCAAAUGAUCAAAAAAAAAAAAAAUUUAUUUCAAAAUUCAUUAACAUUUGUAACUGUCAUCCUUUCGAAUACACUAUAAAUAACCACUCUUUUUUUUUUUGGAAAUGUAUCAUCUUUCAGCACAAAUCUAAAAUAAAAAUUUUGCAUUCUUAAAUUU